AGUAAGGCGGCGCGCCGGCUAGCGCGCUCGCCUGCCGGUCGCCCGGGAACCAUUGACGGACGCCGAAUUCCAUUUUCAUCAAUAAAAAUAAUGUCCUGAAGUGUUUAAAUCGUGUGUGUUGUCUUAAUCUGUCAAUUUAGCUGUUACUGUGUGUGUUGCGGUAAUGUUAGCUGCCCGUAGUGUCUUCCUUUAGUAUAGACGUGAUUGACUGUUGAAAAUGUCGUUGUUUUGAUAAGAUUCGUAACCAUGCCGGGAACGUCCUAGAACAUCGCAGUGUAAAUAAAUACAUAGGUCUAUUACUAAAGCAAUAAUCAGUUUAAAAAACGUAGAAACCCCGUAGUGACGCUAUAUAAAGUGCUUAAUAAGCCAUAGUUCUAGUGUUGCUAAUAAAAUUAAAUCUUCCAUAAAUAUUUUAAUUUAACUUUAGGCUAAAAUGUGGCGUGACUGUAACUGUUAAUUCAACAAUCAAAAUGAUCUUUAAUACUAGUAACAUAAAGUUUAAAUUACAACAAGAGUUGAGCUUUAUCGCUUCGCAGCGUACAGUCGACGACAGAAGUGCAUAGCUGGUGAUAUAAAUAAAAUAAUGUUAAAAAGAAGAUGCCGCAGCGCGCGCCGACGUCAUCAAACUUGAUGCGACCGUUCGUGGUUUUGGCCCUGCCCGGAAUGUAUUUGCUGUACAAGUACAACCAGUACCGUCAGCAGCAAAUGGAGACCGCGCGGCGCCGAGUCACCGAGCGCGAGCUUAUGCACCUCAACACCAAAAUCGACAAAUUGCUCAAUAAACUGGAAGAAAAUGAACCGGAACUCGCCUCUUCGCCUGAUGAAGAAUGUGUAAUAUGUGUGAACGCGAAGGCGACGAUGCAAACGUCGCCAUGCGGGCACCGAGUGGUGUGUCGGCGGUGCUUCGUGAAGACCAUCCAAAUGGCGGUCAGUCAGCGACUGCUGCCGCUGCGGUGCGUCAUCUGCCGCGCCAAGAUCCUGCGGCUGAGGCAGGCGCCAAGGCUUGUUACCAGCAAGAGCUGGCAGGUGUCAAGCGGUAGCGCGAAGUCAUGGGGCGUACCAGGCUCGGUGUCCAGCUACUCUGUAGGCGCGCGCUCCGUGCCCGCCUCGGCCUCACUCUACUCCGUCACUAGUGGCGAGUCUUCCCUCUCUGGUGUGUCUUCCGUGUCAUCGAACAGCGGAGGGAAUGUCGCGAACAGUUGUUCGACGAAGCUGUGCGGCGGUGCCAAGUGUGGGGGUGCCUGCCUGGGCGCAGUGCCCAGGACAUCUGUACCGCCGCGCCCUCGACAACCUGCCUCCAACUCGCUGAGACGCUCGCAACACCAUAGUAUGAAGGCCCGGUUACAAGAUUAUCAAGUCCAUAGCUACACGGGAGGUCCGGCGGCUGGAGAGCCGUCGGGCAGGUUACCUCCCAUCAGGGAGUUCCAGAGAGAAUUUCGUGAAGGACGAAGAGAGAGUGCUGCUGCUGCCUCCGCCUCUACUAGAAUAAGGUGUGCCCAGAAAAUUGUAACGCAGUUAGAAACGUCGCCACAAAAAGACAAACAACACUUCUUCCGGCCACUAAAACCUUCAAAUAAAGACGACCCGCCCGACUCCAGAGAUCACAGCAAAGAGACUGAACGGAAAAAAGAUAACCCCAAAUCAAAGCCCAAAAAGGACGACAAAAAGAAAAAAGAUGAUGAAAAUACCAAACAGGAAGACAAAAGCAAAAAGGAUGAAAGUAGUGACAAUAGGAAAAAUGAAAUAGCCGAGAAAAAGAAGGAAGAAAAGAUGAGACUUAAGGCGGAAAAAGAGGCUAAGAAAGAAGCCAAGCUUCAAGCCCGGGAAGAGGAGAGACAGGCCAAGCUGCUCGCGAAGGAGGAGGAGAAACAAGCCAAACUAAAAGCGAAGGAAGAGAAGAAAAAGGCCAAAAAAGAAGCAAAGCUCGCCGCGCAGGCUGAGAAGGAAAAAAACAAAUAGAAUUAUAACGUUUAAAUUUUACAUUGUAGAAACUCGUAGCCGUCUUAAAUUUUAGAAUUGAAAAUUGUUAUCAUUGAGAAAUCGUAAAACAAUUUUAAAUAGCGUAUGUCUAACAGUCUAUUGUAGUCCAUAUUACUAACAAUAAAUUAGAUACUGUUAGUUUAAAUUUUAUUUUUUUACUUCGAUCGGAUAUGAUGAUUGUGUUUACGCUUUGAUACUGAUUUUUACAAUUUUGUUAUAAUUAUCUAGCUUAGUUGCAAUUUCAAAUCGAAAUUGUUAUUUAACUUAGGAAUGUUGUAAAUAUUUUUAAAGUCAAAAAUGUUAUUAUGAGAAGCAAUCUAAUUACAUAGUUGUUGGGUCAUAAUUGGAACUCUACAAACUGCGAAGACUGAAAGAACGGGAUAAUGAAAUCAUAUCGUUUUGUAAUUUAAUUGAGUAACAGUAUAGUUAAGAGCUUCGUGCAUACAGCACCGCCGAUUUAUUUAUGUAGAUUUUAUCGUUCUUAGUUUGUCUGUAGUUGAAGCUUUUUAGAAUCAAUUACUAUAUAAUUUCAGAAUUAUUUACCUACUUCUUCAAUACAAGAGUAUAAAUUGUAAUAAAUAAUGCUAAGAUAUGAUUUUCUCAAAUGCCUUCUUGAUGAUUCUAAAUCUUUGUGAUUCAAAAUAACUUAUCCGCUCUAUUUGGAUAUUUAAAAUAAUUUUCCUGAAUAAAAUAAAUCCUUCCUAUUUCUACAGAACCCAUAUGACCGCAGUAACAUGAUUAUGAUAUUAACUGCAUUAAAGUUACAUAAAUAGCAUCAUAUCAGGCAUUUAGCAUACUGCUAGGUAAGUGUUGACAUUAAUUUUGUAAGGGUUCCACAAGUCGGAAUUUAUUAUUGUCAAUCGUUAGAAAUUUCCUGUAAAAUAAAUAACAAUGUUACCAUAAGCCUUACUCUUUUAUUUAUACCCAAAAUAUCUUAGUACAUAACAUUUUCAACAAUCUUGGGCGCAAAAUAUUGUUGGUAAGUAAAUAAAUAACAACAAAAUCACAUAAAAAACGUGACAUAGGUAGUACUGGGUUGCAUGUAAUAAUGCCAGUUGUUCAAAUAAAAUUGUUAGGAAACAAUUAAUAGUUUAUUUAUCUACACUGAACUAUGUGACAAUACACUUGAUUACUAGUAUACUAUGGUCAGCAAAAUUUCUAUAAUAGUAAUAUUUAAUAGUAUUUAUUCCUUGUAAUCAUCACCCAUGCGGUCGUACAUUUCUUCACCGGUCUUCUUGUUAAUGCGGUGGUACUUGUUGACCAAAGGUUUAUAAUAGUAUGCCUGGUAGUCCUGGCGCUCAGCCAUCUUUUUGAUGAUCUGUUGUUCCAACUUACGCAGCUUCUGCCUCUGCCUCUCCUCGUCAAUAGCGUGCAUGAACUUUUCAUAGU
This is a messenger RNA of Helicoverpa armigera (cotton bollworm), 3369 nucleotides long. RefSeq names its product arginine/serine-rich protein PNISR. The coding region runs from base 598 to 1959 and encodes 453 amino acids. The record is from RefSeq and is a predicted model, not a curated record. NCBI's taxonomy places the organism in Eukaryota, Metazoa, Arthropoda, Insecta, Lepidoptera, Noctuidae. The transcript is spliced from 8 exons.